This is a messenger RNA of Miniopterus natalensis, 2867 nucleotides long. The record is from RefSeq and is a predicted model, not a curated record. Lineage: Eukaryota; Metazoa; Chordata; Mammalia; Chiroptera; Miniopteridae.
CACAUUGUGGAUGAAUGUAUUUCAUACCACUGAACUGUCUGCUUAGAACUGGUUAAGAUGAUCCAUUUUAUGUGUAUUUUGCCACAAUUUUAAGAUUGGGAGUGGGGUGGGGGGAAGAAAGAAAAACCAGGCAUCAUUUGGAUCAGCUUAGUGAGCUCUGUACUCCUGAGUUCCUGGGCUCAAAGCUGCUUUCUGGUUCUAAAUGUGAAUUAUUCACGUAGAUUUGAUUUCUGGUAAAACAGACUGCAUAGGUCCACCUGUAGUUAAAGGAACAGCUGACCAGGAACAGUGGUGUUGGGAAUCACAUUUUGUGUGUGAACUCUUGCUUUACAGUAAUCCCAGAUUUCCUUAAGAGAUUAUAAACAUGAGGGAGCAUGUAUUUUAGACUAAAAAGUAAGCAGAAUGUAAAGCAUCAGUGCCUGCCGAAUUGCUAGAUAAGGGGAACUUAGGGGGAACAAUGUGGUGGGAAAGGGAGUAGGGAAUUGUUUUUUUCCUCACAAUAUUUAACAGGCUCUAAGAGACCAUUAUUUUACAUACCACUAAGAAAGAAAAAAAUAAAUGUUUCCAGCUAAAGUAAGACAUACCAAUGAUUGUAAAAUCCUCAGUUCAGAGAUUUUAAAAUGUGGGGAAAACAAUUUCGUGGAAUUGAUGAAAUAUUGGGGUAGCCUGAGUAUGGCCAUUGGUGGAGAUAAUGAGGGGGACAUAAGCCACACUCUGCAGCCAUCUCUUGAUGCCACUGCUUUAAAGGAUGCAGUUUUAAACCAUCCAGUCAAGUCUCCUUUGUACAUCAAGUUUCCAUCCACUCCCAGAACGACAUUAUAACAUUUAGAUGCAGAUGAGAGGGAAUGGGGAAGGAGGUCGGGGUGGAGAUAGGAAACAUCUAUGGAAAUACCACUUGCUUUAAAAACCAUUGAGAACUGACUCUAAAAGCAAACAUACUUUUUCUAAUUCUGUUAUUCUGUAGAUAGCCUUCAUAAAGCAUGCUCUCUACACAAGUCUCUAUUAGACCAGAAAUUAAGGCACCCUACGUCCACGUAGAUCUUAUUUAAAAACAAAAAACCGUGGGAUAAACAUUGUAGUGCUGUUUUGGAUCACUUUUUUACCUGAAAUCCAGUCUAAAUCUAAUUUCAGCAUUUAGUGUUCAAGCAGAAAUGUAAAAGAUUAUUGUUUGAAGACAUUUACUAGUGUUUUCUGUGCAUGAGAAACCUCUUUGUAGGCUGUUUGGGAAAUAGAAUUAACUUUCUGUGAGCAGUUUGGCUGUAUUGUUGCUAGUUUAUUACUAUUUACGUUGAAGUUUGUAUCCUAAAAGCCACCGUUCUGAGCACUCUGAACUUUCUUUUUCUUUCUUCAUACCAGCCUGACCUUGUUGUCCCUCAAUCAUUUGUCAUAAAAGUUUCUAAGGCUGGUAUGUUGGUGGAAUGUUGCUGUCUAAAGCUUUUGUCUAGUUCAAAAGGUUUUAACAAGUUUUAAAAUAAAUGCUCAUUUGUGAUUGGAACUGGUUUAACAACUUCUAUAAUCUUAGCUUUUUCAUUUAAUCAUGGUACUUAUAUUUAAAAGUAUAAGAGGGGAACCUUGCCUAGAGCUUUUAAUCUAAUGAUCCAAUUGGGAAAACAAGAUAGAUUAAUGAGACCUUGGAUGCUUACAUGCUGGGCGGCACAGUCAAUACUGGAGGCACCAUGAGGAACCAAGAUUCCAAACAGCAAACUGAAUUCUGGUGCAGUCUGCAGUGGACCUGAACUCAAGAAGCAAAGUGAAUUUUGAAAAUUGGCCCUGUGAUCUCUGGCACCUCCCCCAAAUCCUGAUAUAUAGAAUUUAUUUGAUUGAUUGACCAGGAGUUGGAGGAUGGAGAAGGAAUAUGCAAUUAGCAUCACAUAACUAAUGGCUGGUUUUAAAAUAUAAACUGAUUGGUAUAGUUUGUCCUAGAUCUAUUAAAUGCUUUAUGAAGUUUUAUUCUGGUUUACAAUCCCACAAGUAUUUUUGUGGCCUACCACAGGCAAGCACACUGCCAGGGACCGGGAAAACAAGGCCCUGAUAGCAUAGGUUUAUUGAUUUAUCCUUUGUUUCACAGGAGGUAGAUAAUCAUAUCCUAGUGUUGGGCCUCGAUGGAGCAGGAAAGACCAGUCUUCUCCACUCUCUAGCUUUAAACAGAGUCCAGCACAGCGAGGCACCCACCCAAGGUUUCCAUGCAGUGUGCGUCAACACUGAAGACAGCCAGAUGGAGUUCCUGGAGAUUGGUGGCAGUGAACCUUUCCGUUCCUAUUGGGAAAUGUACGUUUCCAGGGGAAUACUGCUGAUCUUUGUGGUGGAUUCAGCAGAUCACAACAGAUUACCUGAAGCCAAGAAAUGCCUUCAUCAAUUAAUUGAAACAAACCCAAUCAUCCCUCUGGUUGUGUUUGCAAACAAACAGGAUCUUGAAGCAGCCUAUCACAUUACAGACAUCCACGAAGCUUUGGCCUUAUCUGACGUGGGAAAUGACAGGACGAUGUUCUUGUUUGGGACCCAAGUGACUGAGAAUGGCUCAGAGAUACCCUCCACCAUGCAAGACGCCAAAGACCUGAUUGCACACCUGACUGCAGAUAUGCAGUGACCAGGCCCAGGCCCACUGUGCCACUCACAAUCUAAAUGUCACCAGGGAGUGUUGAGUGGCAGGCUUGACGCCAACAGUUUCCACUUUCAAAUAAAAAAUAAGCCAUUUCCUAUUUUCUCAAUGCAUGGCAUAUAUACAAAGAGAAUGUUAAUUGAUGAAGAGCAUGUCUUUAUUUAGAUUUUGCACUUUGAAAGUAUUGGUAACUGUAUUUGGGGGAAUUUGGAGUUCUGUUGUUUGUUUUAAUCCUCACACGAGGAAAUUUUUUCCAUUGCUUUUCAGA